AUGUCGACGCAGUACGAGCACAUCCUCACGUCGCGUCCUGAGCCCGCCGUUGAGCUCAUCACGCUCAACCGGCCUAAGGCGCUGAAUGCGCUGAGCACUCCUCUCUUCCUGGAGCUUGGGAAGGCGCUUGCUGCAGCGGAUGCAGACGAGCAGGUCGGCGCGAUCGUGCUAACGGGCUCGGAGAAGGCCUUCGCCGCUGGUGCGGACAUCAAGGAGAUGAAGGACAAGACCUUCUCCGACGUCUACAAGAACAACUACCUGGCGAACUGGCAGUCCGCACUCACGACGAUCCGCAAGCCCAUCAUCGCGGCCGUUAGCGGCUACGCCCUCGGCGGCGGCUGCGAGCUUGCCCUCAUGUGCGACAUCAUCCUCGCAUCCCCAACCGCCAAGUUCGGCCAGCCCGAGAUCAACCUGGGCGUCAUCCCCGGCGGAGGUGGCUCCCAGCGCCUUACGCGCGCCAUCGGCAAGUCGCGCGCAAUGGAGCUGGUGCUCACCGGCCGGCAAAUCAACGCGCAGGAGGCGGCGCAGUGGGGGCUGGUCAGCCGUGUUGUUGCAGAGGGCGAGGGUGAGGUAGUGAAGGAGGCGGUGAAGAUGGCGAAUGAGAUUGCCGGGAAGGGUCAGAUUGCGGUGCAGGCAGCGAAGGAGGUGGUUAAUGCUGCGUACGAGCUCGACUUGGCAGAGGGCUUGCGGUUUGAGCGCCGAACGUUCCAGGGUCUGUUCGCGACGAACGACCAGAAGGAGGGCAUGGCUGCGUUCGCGGAGAAGAGAAAGCCUAACUUCACGCACAACUGA
Messenger RNA from Schizophyllum commune H4-8, 792 nucleotides. Its product is annotated as ClpP/crotonase. The transcript is spliced from 6 exons. The record is from RefSeq and is a predicted model, not a curated record. Lineage: Eukaryota; Fungi; Basidiomycota; Agaricomycetes; Agaricales; Schizophyllaceae. Gene Ontology annotation, biological process: fatty acid beta-oxidation. Gene Ontology annotation, molecular function: enoyl-CoA hydratase activity. Bases 1 to 792 code for a protein of 263 amino acids. Gene Ontology annotation, cellular component: mitochondrion.